Messenger RNA from Carcharodon carcharias (great white shark), 1983 nucleotides. RefSeq names its product docking protein 1-like. Gene Ontology annotation, biological process: cell surface receptor protein tyrosine kinase signaling pathway; positive regulation of MAPK cascade. The coding region runs from base 33 to 1712 and encodes 559 amino acids. The transcript is spliced from 5 exons. Gene Ontology annotation, cellular component: cytoplasm. The record is from RefSeq and is a predicted model, not a curated record. NCBI's taxonomy places the organism in Eukaryota, Metazoa, Chordata, Chondrichthyes, Lamniformes, Lamnidae.
GCCUCAAAGGUUCUGUGGGACAAUAUACAGACAUGGAAGACACGCUGAAAGAAGGUUUGCUCCACAUGCAGCAGCAGAAGUUCAGGAAGAAGUGGAAGAGAGUUUGGCUUAUCCUCUACUCCCAGAGCAAUCAGUCUGUUUCUCGUCUUGAGUACUUUGAGUUCAAAGAUGGCUCCACUUUAUCAGAGAUGCAUAUUACAAGAAGGAUAGACAGAAAGUUCAUUCGAAUGAGCGACUGUGUCAGAAUAUCUGAGGUUGUUGUAGAAAACUGCUCAAAGGAUUCAAGCGCCUUUUCAGUUGAGACAACCACGAAACUGUAUACGUUUUUAACUGAGAAAACUGACUGCAAAGAAUGGGUACAGAAACUCACAGAAACUGCUUUUCAACAUCCUCAAGAGGAUUCAGAUGCAAUGGCAAUAAGAAUGAAAGAAAAUGAACUCUACUGUUCACAUGAAGGAGUAAAUGAGUAUAAAGUCUCAGUAAGAAGAACAGAUGCUUCAGAGAGAUGUGAACUCAGUGGAAUGUAUAUUCUGAAGGCAGGCAAAGAGGCACUGAUUUUGAAAAAUAUCAUCCCUGAGCAAGUAAUAUAUGAAUGGCCUUAUAUGUUUCUAAGAAGAUUUGGUGGUGACAAGAGAAUGUUUUCAAUUGAAUCUGGAAGAAGGUGUAAAUCUGGUCCAGGCAAGUUUGAAUUCGAAACUAAGCAGGGGAAACAGAUUUUUAUGUCUGUAAAUGCAGCUGUAAAGGUGCAAAAGGACGAUAACGAAGAGGAGCGUUGCAACUCUGAUCCUUUAGAAAGUUACAAUUUAUUCCCUGCAGACUCUGUUACUUGCAAACCAUAUUCAGGUAGCACACGGUCUCAUAAGGAGCAUGCUGUUGAACGUAAAUCUCAACUAUCCAAAAAAGUAUCUUCUAUAAUAUCAGAUGUUUCUGAAGGCAUGCAUUAUUUGUGUUAUGACGCUUCUCAAGAUAAUCAAGCAUGUAGUUCACUAAGUAAAUCACCAGUCAGGCUUCAGUACAGUUUCCCAUCGUCAUCUCUGUUUGCAUCACAUGGUAAAGUAAAUUCUAAAUUAGCAGCAGACACAGCAGAGAAUCGGACUACAAUAUAUUCAGAAACCAGUCCAGGAGGGGUUCAUCUGACACUCCCUCUGGAACCACCAAACAGUACUAAAUCCAUGCCUAGGCAAAUAGGAAGACAGCAAAGCAGCAUUACACUUUGCAGAGAGGAUACCUUACCACACAAAAUCAAUGAGCCUUUUUUCAGGUUUCCCAGCAAAAUACGCUCACUUAACAAUGAACGUAAUUCUGUUAAAAAGAGUAUACCUUCUAUUGUAAUGGCUGAGCAUCCUGAAUCUCUUUAUGAUACCGUCUACAGUGGAUCUAAUAGACCAGAACACAAGAAUGUGUUUUGUCCAAAAACAAAUCACAAGAAGAAUGAGCACAUAUAUGAAGUUAGUGAUGAUUCUUUACUUUACGAUGAAGCAAAAGAAUUAAGUGAAGCAUGGAAAGUGCAAGGUAGACUGAAUGACUCCUUAGGUUAUGAAUAUCCAUACAAUCCUUCUGCAGAUGACUAUGCUGUACCAAAACAGAUGAAUAAAGGUGCUCCUCCCAGACCACCUAAAAAUAUACCAUCUCCAAGAGGAAGCAGGCAAAAAAGUGAUUAUGUCAAUGUGGAAUCAAUCAUCUACAAUAGGCAUUCAUGCAAUGACUCAUAAUUUGUAAAAAUUGGAAGCAGUUCCUAUUUUUUAUUAUACACCUGGGAGUUUAUAUAAAUACCAGAAAAAACUGAGCAUUGUGUAAAUAUGAAAUAAUAAGUACUCGGCAAAUAUUCUAGGUUUUCAAAAAUUCUAUUUGUGUAUUUAUAACAUAUAUGUCGGCAAAUGUAAUAUAGUAUUUCAUUCUGAUAUCUUACAUUUUAGAAAAACCAUUUGUAAGGGGAUCAAUUGUGAUUAUUCAUGAUUAACUAAUAAAAUAUAAUUUUUUUAA